Orussus abietinus is the source of this 5256-nucleotide messenger RNA. RefSeq lists its product as uncharacterized. Bases 1 to 5256 code for a protein of 1751 amino acids. Gene Ontology annotation, biological process: DNA integration; proteolysis. Lineage: Eukaryota; Metazoa; Arthropoda; Insecta; Hymenoptera; Orussidae. Gene Ontology annotation, molecular function: nucleic acid binding; aspartic-type endopeptidase activity. The record is from RefSeq and is a predicted model, not a curated record. The transcript is spliced from 2 exons.
AUGGAGGCGAUUUUGAGGCAACAGCAGGAAGCCAUCGCCUAUUUCAGCCGCAUCCCUGAGAAUCUGCGGAAGCUGGCGACCAGUCGACGCACACCGAGCUACCUGGAGCCACGACUGGGGUCACUGGAGGAACAGUGGCAGGCCUUUACAAGGCGCCACUACGAGCUGGUGGCCUUACGGGACCCGAGGGCGGACCCACCAGCCUACGUGACGGAAGGCCAUUUCGAAACGGCCCAGGAUCUGUACUGUGACGCAAAAGGGGCGAUCACGGACAUGAUCAAGGCGCUAACUCCUCGGCGAGAGGACCACGUGGCUGGUGGAAGCCAAGAGGGCUCGGUGACGGCUCCUACGCCUACCCCGAGUAUGGCAUCGGCAUCGCUGCGCCUAGCUCGCAUCGAUGUCCCACACUUCUCCGGGGACUACCUCAAAUGGGUGCACUUCAGGGACAUGUUCACGUCCCUAGUGCGUGAACACACUGGGUUGAGCGAGGUCCAGAAGCUCCACCACCUAAUGGUCAGCCUCGAAGGGGAGGCUAAGGAGCUGCUAGUGAACCUGGAAAUCACGGCAGCUAACUACGAGACGGCUUGGGAUCGGUUGGUCGCGCGCUACGAAAAUAAGAAGGCACUCGUGGCGGCCAACCUCUACACGAUCACAAGCCUCAAAAGGAUGGCAUCGGACACCCCGGCGGAGUUGAAGAGGAUCUCGAACACAUUCACCUCCGCAGUGGACGCGCUCGCCAACCUGGGGCAGCCAGUAAUCCACUGGGAUGCCAUGUUGGUCCACCAAAUGGAGCAGCGGCUGGAUGAAGCGGCGAUGGCGGAUUGGGCUGACUCACACUCGAGCAACACGGAGGUACCAACAUUUAAGGCUAUGCAGGGAUUCCUCGAGGCUCGCAUCCGGGCGAGGGAGUCGGUCACGCGGGGUCGGGACGCAGGUAACAAACCGCGUACCGGGGGCCCGAUCACGGGAAUUCGGAAGGGGCGCGACCCGCCGGGGGUUCGCGCUCACGCGGCAGUGGCAAAGGACACGAAGUGCCUUCUAUGCUCGGGAGUGCACGCGCUCUUUACAUGUCCGUCGUUCAAGGACCUUUCCGUAGGCCAACGACGCGAUACAGUGGCACGAAAUCGGCUGUGCUACAAUUGUCUAAGCGCGAGACAUCCGGUGCGCGCGUGCCAAUCGCAGGUACGCUGCCGCACCUGCAACGGGGUACAUCAUACCCUUUUGCACGAGGGAAGGGGCUCGGCGCUUCGGACCGACAACCAACCGGCCGUGCAGGACACCACGGAGGAGUCAGGUACCGAACAGACAGUCGCGAGUGCCAGCCAGGUAACGCGCGGCGCGGUUAAGGGCAAUACGGUGCGGGCGCGACCGGUCCUGCUAGCCACGGCCAUCGUGACCGUGGAGACGGCUUCGGGGCGGCAGAUGCGCGUAAAGGCCUUAAUCGAUCAGGGAUCGGAAGUCUCCUUGAUUUCCGAAUCGGUAGCUCAACACUUGCAGUUGCCGCGGAAGGCAACCUGUAUCUCAAUAGUCGGCGUGGGGGGUAGCGAGGGAUGCGCCGUAAAAGGUUCGACGAACCUCCGAGUCCGGUCGCAGGUAGACCCAGGGUUCACGCUCGAACUGCGAGCCCUGGUGCUACCCCGGCUAACGGCGCACCUCCCGACGCAGCAGGUGGCCACCGGGAAUUGGCCUCAUUUAACGGGACUCGCCCUCGCCGACCCGGAUUACGCGGCGCGGUCGAAAAUCGACUUGCUACUAGGGGCCGAUGUCUACGGGGACAUCCUCCUGGAAGGCUUACGGAAGGGCUGCGCGGGCGCCCCGCUCGCGCAACAAACAGCCGUAGGAUGGGUGCUGUCAGGACCGACCGGCGGGACGACGUACGAGACGACCGGACCAACAACGGCGCAAUCCUUCCAGUGCACCUCGCAGAAAGGAUUGUACAAGGCGCUGCAGCGGUUCUGGGAGUUAGAGGAGGCUCCCACCCGCCAGUACAGCCUCACCGCUGAGGAGACCGCCUGCGAGGAUCACUACGCCCGCACGGUGAGAAGGGACGGGGAUGGACGGUACGUGGUCCGGCUACCGUUUAAGACCUCCCCGACAACGGACUUGUGCACCUCGCGAUACGGUGCGAUGCGGAUGUACGAGCGUAAUGAACGACGGUUCAUUACCGAUCCUGGGAUGGCGGAGUCAUACCGCCAAUUUAUGGAGGAAUACAUCCGACUAGGGCACAUGGGACCGACGGCGGGCGGAAUUCGGGGGUACUACCUGCCGCACCACGCGGUCAUAAAGGACUCGAGCACGACCACUAAGCUGAGGGUCGUGUUCAAUGCCUCGCACGCAGCGCUGAAUGGGAAGUCGCUCAACGACUUACUGCAUGCGGGGCCCAAACUCCAGGCCGAACUGAGCGACGUCCUACUACGUUGGCGACGACACCCAGUCGUCUUCUCGGCCGACAUCGAGAAGAUGUUUCGGCAAAUCUGGACUCACCCGGACGACUGUGAAUUCCAGCGGGUGCUAUGGCGGGCGGAGGGUGCCACUCAGGUAGCGACGUAUCGCUUGCGGACCGUUACUUACGGUACCGCUUGUGCGCCCUACCUGGCCAUUCGUACCUUGCGGCAAUUAGCCCAAGACGAGGAGGCUCAAUACCCGCUGGGUUCGGCAAUCGUCCGGGAGGAUUUCUAUAUGGAUGACGUCCUCUCGGGAGCAGACACGGUGGAAGGGGCCGUCGACCGACGGCAGCAGCUUCAAGGGUUCAUGGCCUCAGGAGGGUUCACCCUGAGGAAAUGGACAUCCAAUCAGACCGCUGUGCUAGCGGGCGUACCCCCCGAACUUCGGGAGACGGGAGUGGAGCUCCAGUUGCAGGAGGACACCACGCUAAGGAUGCUGGGGCUGAGAUGGCAACCCGCUAAUGACCAUUUCAGGUUCCAGGUACAUCCGCAACCAUCCUGUGGGCGGUGGACGAAGAGGGCGGUGCUGUCGGACAUAGCCCGACUCUUUGACCCCCUAGGGUGGCUGGCGCCGGUCGUGGUGACCGCGAAGGUAAUCCUGCAGCGGCUGUGGCUCACAGGGACCGGAUGGGACGAGCCGAUCCCGCCGGCGGAAUCCACGGCUUGGGAGGCGUUCCGGGGGCAACUGGUGGAUAUCGAGGCGAUAUCCAUCCCUCGGUGGAUCGGGGCGACGUCCGUCGAGCUGACCACGCAGUGCGAGCUGCACGGCUUCUCCGACGCCUCGGAACGAGCCUACGCGGCGGCUGUAUACCUGCGCGUCACCAAGGGAGGUGGCGCGGCCCAGGUUACCCUGUUGACGGCAAAAACAAAGGUUGCGCCGGUCAAAAGGGUGUCGCUUCCACGCCUGGAGCUGUGCGGUGCGGCUCUCCUCGCCCGUCUGGUACGCCAUCUGAGGGGGACCCUACGAUUGGAGUCGGUACCAAUCCACCUCUGGACCGACUCGACCAUCGUCUUGGCCUGGUUACGGGGACACGCAUCGCAAUGGAAGACGUUCGUGUCGAAUCGCGUAGGAGAGAUCCAGACCGCGCUGCCGGGGUCAGAGUGGCAUCACGUCCCAGGCGAGGAGAACCCAGCAGACUGCGCCACGCGAGGCCUGACGCCACGCGAACUACGAGAACAUCAUCUGUGGUGGAGUGGGCCGACCUGGCUUACCGGGGACCCAACUUUAUGGCCCGGCGCCAACGUAACGGUCGAACCGACCGACCUGGAGGCCCGGCCGGCACCUGUCGGCGUCAACCUCGGCCAGGUACCUGCCACGGACCUGCUGGCAAGGUUUUCCACCCUGCACAGGUUGCUGCGGGUUACGGCCUGGUGUCAUCGCUUCGGGACAAAUUGCCGGCGGUCAGCUGACGACCGUGCGAAGGGACCAUUGACCCCGGAGGAGCUUGCUCAGAUCCGUCGACACUGGGUCCGGAUCGCGCAGCUCCAAGGCUUCCCGGAUGAGAUCGGGCGUCUCCAGGGGAAGAAGGGAGUAUCACUGAAGAGCGCCAUACUAAAAUUCGGUCCCUUUUUAGAUGAUCAAGGGAUGCUGCGAGUUGGAGGCCGCCUGCAACAUUCGCUUCUCGCGUAUGACGAGAAGCACCCGAUCCUCCUCCCGGGAAAGCACCGAUUCGCAACCCUCGUCAUCGGCCAGGCGCACAGGGCUGUACUGCACGGAGGGACGCAAAUGACACUGGGCUACCUGCGGUGGACCUUCUGGAUCGUAGGGUGGCGUACCAGGGUACGGCAAUACAUCCACCGGUGUAUCGCCUGCCUGAGGCAACGAGCGGCACUCACGACGCCGCUCAUGGGAUCGCUUCCACCAGCACGGGUGCGUCCAGCUCGCCCGUUCCUGCACACAGGGGUGGAUUACGCGGGGCCGGUGCAGCUGCGGACGAGCAAGGGGCGAGGACAGCGGACGUACAAGGGGUACAUCGCCCUUUUCGUCUGCCUGGCAACCCGGGCCGUUCACUUGGAGGUGGUCUCGGACUACUCCAGUGAAGGGUUCCUCGCGGCGUACAGGAGAUUCACCGCACGGCGGGGAAUUUGUGAUACCCUGUACAGCGAUCAAGGGACAAAUUUCAUCGGGGCGGACAGGGAGCUGGCCGCCAUGUUUAAAGCCUCGGCCAAGGAGAGGCAGGACAUCGUAGCCACCUUGGCGAACGAUGGCGCCAGGUGGCGCUUCAACCCACCAGCGGCUCCACACUUCGGGGGACUAUGGGAGGCUGGGGUGAAGUCCGUCAAGCACCACCUUCGGCGAGUGAUCGGCGAGGCGACACUCACGUACGAGGAGUUCGCCACCUUCCUCACGCAGGUAGAGGCCUGCCUCAACUCCCGGCCACUACGGGAGCUCACGGACGAUCCAGAGGACUUGACCGCGCUGACCCCAGGACAUCUGCUGAUCGGGGCCCCGCUGACAACGGUGCCCGAACCCUCCCUCCUAGAGGUCUCGAUGAACCGUCUCAGUCGGUGGCAACUACUGAGACGGAUGUAUGAGCAUUUCUGGGAUCGAUGGUCUCGGGAGUACCUGCGGGACCUCCAUACAAGGAGUAAAUGGAAGACGCGGUCCACCCCGGUCCGGGUUGGCGACAUGGCGCUGCUCAAGGACGAGCGCUUGCCACCGACCAAGUGGCCGCUGGUCCGGAUCGUCGAGACCCACCCGGGACCCGACGGUGAAGUACGGGUUGUGACAGACAAUAAGGCUAAAGACAAUAAGACUAAGGACACUAAGGCUAAGGACACUGAAACUAAGGACACUAAGGCUAAGGAUUAG